AACGGGAUCUUGCGAUUGCCGCACAAAUCGGCGGAUCGUAUCGCCCCUGUCGAUCGUCGCAGGUCAACUGUACAACUACAUGGAGGGUUUCCUCGCGUGGUGUGAUCUCUAUACCCCGCCAGGAGGGGAAAUAAUCUCCGGAAGUUGCGUGAUCUGUCCUCCCAUAGCCAGCUCCCUUUCGCACCGUGGGGACUACUCACGUUGGUGAGAGUGCGGCGUACUCUUGCCAUUCUUGGUGUCUUGGCUCCUACGCUUGUGCGCUACUCAGAGCGCUACGCUUAUAAGCAUGAAAAUUAUUUACGUCUUCCCUCAGUUCACUGUACUAGUACUGAACUGAGUUUCGUAUCGCUAGUAUUCUAAUACCUAUUGCGCCGUGGGAGAACCUUUUUCAGAGGGAACAUUGGGCGUCACCACUCCUUCACACGGAUUGGGUUGCUAGGUCUAUGCCUGCGAUAACUUCAGGAAGUUCAACGAUAUUGGUCACUGGAGCUAACGGUUAUAUUGGCUCCUGGGUGGUCGAUUAUCUCCUACAAAGAGGAUUUAGGGUACGAGCGGUUGUCGUUUCACAAUCAGCAGCGGAGGCUCAAGCGUCUCACUUUGCUGACCAUGAGUCCAGUCUCGAAUAUGUCAUUAUACCUGAUAUCACACUCGAUGGCGCUUGUGAUGAUGUAGUGCGAGGAAUUGAUGGAAUAAUUCACACGGCCGCGCCUGCUCACAUCCUUGCAGAUGACCCUCAAGAGAUUAUUGGCCCUGCUGUUAAAGCGGCAACCAGUCUUCUCCAAAGCGCCUUCAAGUUCGGACGUGACGUCAAGCGCGUGGUGUAUACGUCCUCGGUCGGUGCACAGCCAAACCCAGUAAUUUUAGGCAAAGAAAUAGUCAUUCAGGAGGAUGACUGGAAUGAUGCAGUUGUGACCUUCGUUUACAAAAAGGGACGUCUGGCUUCUGGGAUGACCAAGCCAAAUUUCGAUGUAGUCAGGAUUCUCCCUGCUACGUGCAUUGGGCCAGUGCUACAGCUCCCCGACACCGUUGCUGCACUUUCCGGCUCUCCCAUCCUGUUCAUGGGAUUGCUUACUGAAGACCCGAGCACCAAUUCCUCAUUCUUGCCAGGGGGGAAUGAUUGGAUUGAUGUUCGUGAUGCCGCACUUCUCCACGUCCUCUCUUUGCUCGCCGAGAAAGCGGGCGGGAUGCGAGUCGUCGCUUCCAAUGGUCGCUUCAUCGUUCAAGAUAUCUACGACACGCUCAAUUCUCUCAAUCCACCUCUGGAGAACAUCCCUAAAGGGUCACGCAGUGUGGUUCCAAGCCAGAGGUCUCUCGUCAUCCGGAGGGACGAUCGGAGGCGGGACCUUUUCCCCGGAAUCGAACUGAGGGAUCCGAAGGAGUCCUUCGUCGAGUUAGUGAGGCAGUUUGAAUCCAAGGGAUGGAUUUCGUAAAAAAAUAUAAGUACAUAUCGAGGUGAGAAAGUUGAUGAAGUCAUCUAGUGCGUGUUUGUGUGCAUAUUAGUAUGAGCAAGUACGUCUGUACAGAUCGCCAGCAAAUGACAUGCGAAUGGUUAA
Molecule: messenger RNA, 1553 nt
Organism: Cantharellus anzutake
Lineage: Eukaryota; Fungi; Basidiomycota; Agaricomycetes; Cantharellales; Hydnaceae
Exons: 13
Coding region: 444-1430 (328 amino acids)
Molecular function (GO): oxidoreductase activity, acting on the CH-OH group of donors, NAD or NADP as acceptor
Source: RefSeq, a predicted model, not a curated record